AUGGUGAAAGGCCUAAGUGAUGUUCUGCACAGAGUGGUGGAGGAGGUGAGGCUAGCGAUCAGCAGAGAUGUCAGUGGAGCAGAGCUGCUUCACAACCUGCUCAGCGCCCCCUGGCUGCAUGCCCUCCUCAAGGUGUAUGAGUGCCUCCUGCAGUUCCGGAAUCUUCUGCCCAGCCCCAUCCUGCCGGAUGCCUCCAGCCUGUCCUAUGAGGUCCUGCUUAGUGUGAGUGCUGUCCCGAACCCCUCUGCUGAAGCCAGGGAGCUGUUCAGUCUUCUGAGCAGCCCGCACCUGCAGGCCCUGCUCUCAGCCCACGACACGGUGGCUCAGUCGGACUUCGAGCCGGUGCUGCCGCCCCUUCCUGAUGACCUGCCUCAGGACGAGGAGGCCAUGAGAAUCGUCUGUCUGGUCAAGAACAAGCAGCCCCUGGGAGCAACUAUAAAGAAGGAUGAGGAGACAGGAGAGAUCUUCAUUGCCCGGGUAAUCAAUGGAGGCUUAGCAGAUCGCAGCGGUCUUCUGCAUGCAGGAGAUUUGCUGGUGGAAGUGAAUGGAAGCCCGGUGGAGGGUCUCGACCCAGAGCAGGUCAUAGAGAUAUUGAUCCAGUCUGAAGGAACUAUUUUGUUCAAAGUGAUCCCAAACACACCCCGGUCAACCAACAGCCAAACUAUGUUGCGUGUGCGGGCCAUGGCAGACUACUGCCCCCAGCAGGACCCUGCCAUCCCCUGCCCUGAUGCAGGCAUGGCCUUCAGUAAGGGAGACCUGCUGGAGAUUGUGGACCAGACCGACAUCCACUGGUGGCAGGCCAGGAAGCUUCCCAGCACCACUUCCUGUGCUGGCCUCAUCCCCUCCACCAGCCUGCUCAAGAGCAAACAGAGGGAGCAGUGGUGGUGCCAGCCAUUUCAGGCUCACACCUGCUCCAAACCCUUUGUGUCUGUGUUCUUACUUCCAGAAGAGGACACAAAGGAUGCUGAUGACAAAUGUAUUAAAGCAGAGGAUCUCAGAGAGGAGGAGGCUGAGCCAGAAAGCAGUGUGGAUGGCAUCUAUACCGCUGGUUUCCGGCGUAGCUACCGGAUGUGGAGGCGGACGGCAUUCAGGAAGAGGCGCCAGUCCUGCUACUCCUGCUCACCCAAUAGCAGGGUUCUUACCAACCCGUACGAGGAAGUGAUGACCUACCAGCGCCCCCCGCAGGACCCCCACCGCCUCAUCAUCCUCGUGGGUGCUUCUGGUGUGGGAGUGAACGAGAUGCGCAAAAGGCUGAUCACUCUCAACCCAACAACCUUCCAGGGACCAGUGCCUCACACAACACGUCCACCCAAAGAUGGAGAGGAGCCCGGGAGAGAAUAUCACUUCAUCACCAAGGAGCUGUUUGAGGACAUGGUCUCCAACCACAAGUUCCUGGAGCACGGGGAAUAUAAAGGUUACUCAUAUGGCACUAGCUCUGACGUGGUCAAGGACAUGCUGAGCAGCAGCAAGAUGUGUUUGGUAGACGUCGAGCCACAUAAUGUCCAGUCACUGAGAACGAGGGACUUGAAGCCCUACGUCAUCUUUGUGAAGCCUCCCGGUAUGGAGCGUCUCAAACUGACUCGCAGGGAGGCGCACGCACACAUCAUCACCAACUACAACGCCGACCGGCCCUUCACAGAUGAGGACUUUGCAGAGAUGGAGGUGACCACCAAGCUGAUUGAGUCUAAGUACGGUCAGUUCUUUGACAGUGUAGUGGUAAACGACGAGCUCCAAGAUUCCUGCAUGCAGCUGUUCACGACCAUCCUGCAGGCCCAGGACGAGGCCCAGUGGGUCCCUGCUGGGUGGCUGAGCCAAGAGGAGCCAUGAACAGAACGAGGGAGAGGAUGGAGAGGAUGGACGAGGAGCGAUGAUGCUAUUUGGAGUGUCAUCGUUUGAUGGUAAAGGUGAUGACACAACCCUGACUGCCUUCAUAAUUAUGUUCGACCACCGGUUCAAAGAAGAAAAUGUUUUGGGAUAACUUGUUUGAUUGUAUGGUAAGCAUUUAAUAGACUUGACCCUGACUUGACCAUGUGUCUUGAGAGUUGGUUUCAUAUGUGUGAUUAUGUGCCAAGCAGAUGAGCCUGUUUGGUGUGUUAUGUUUGUAAUCACAGCAUAUAUUUAAGUCAGAUUCAGGUGAUACCAGUCUGAUACUGUACCAUGGACUUGUAAGGCAGUCUGCUCCUCUGGUAUUGAGAAGAACGGUUUGAUAACUGUCACUGUUCUAUGCAUUAUCAUUAAUUUAAUUAUUUAAUAUACUGUAUUUGUC
Hypomesus transpacificus is the source of this 2266-nucleotide messenger RNA. Its product is annotated as MAGUK p55 subfamily member 4-like. The transcript is spliced from 18 exons. The record is from RefSeq and is a predicted model, not a curated record. Gene Ontology annotation, cellular component: adherens junction; plasma membrane. Gene Ontology annotation, molecular function: protein binding. The coding region runs from base 1 to 1827 and encodes 608 amino acids. NCBI's taxonomy places the organism in Eukaryota, Metazoa, Chordata, Actinopteri, Osmeriformes, Osmeridae.